Molecule: messenger RNA, 4160 nt
Organism: Dermochelys coriacea (leatherback sea turtle)
Lineage: Eukaryota; Metazoa; Chordata; Testudines; Dermochelyidae
Gene: SNX13
Product: sorting nexin 13
Exons: 27
Coding region: 212-3169 (985 amino acids)
Biological process (GO): positive regulation of GTPase activity
Cellular component (GO): early endosome
Molecular function (GO): phosphatidylinositol binding
Source: RefSeq, a predicted model, not a curated record
GGCGGCGGUUCACGUAGCCCUCCCAAGAUGGCCGCCGCUCCGGACCGAGCUGCGGCGGCGGCGGCGAGGCUGAGGGCAGCAAACGGCCGCUGAGGAGGGCGGCAGGGAGCCGGCAGCGCCCGCCGCGCAGCGGAGCGGGGGAGUCUUUCCCGGGCUGCUGCGGGCACCAUGCAGCGGGGCUAGAGCCGGGGGAGUCCGCAGCGGGGCAAUAAUGUUAGCAGAGAUCUCAACAGGCAUGUGGGAGAACACAGUGAGGGCUAUGACACUUGUCAUGAAGGACGAGCCUUUGGAAUCAGAAAUGAAGCUGACCAGUCUUUCCAUAUGGGGAUGGGGAAGCCUUGGUGUUGUGCUCUUUCUAGUAACUUUUGGACCCUUUGCUAUAUUUUACUUUGCGUUUUAUAUCCUCUGCUUUGUGGGUGGGGGUUUUGUGGUUACUCUCUUAUUUGGAAAAACAAAUUCAGAAAAGUACCUUGAACAGUGUGAACACUCAUUUCUUCCUCCUACGUCUGUUGGGGUUUUUAAGUGUACAGAAGAAAUGAAAUGUGAAGCCAGGCCUAUUAAGAUUGACAGAAGAUUGACAGGUGCCAAUAUAAUUGAUGAACCUUUGCAACAAGUAAUCCAGUUUUCACUGAGGGACUAUGUCCAAUACUGGUAUUAUACACUAAGUGAUGAUGAAUCCUUUCUUCUUGAAAUCAGGCAGGCUCUUCAAAAUGCACUCAUUCAGUUUUCUACUAGGUCAAAAGAAAUGGACUGGCAGCCUUAUUUCACCACACGACUUGUUGAUGAUUUUGCCACUCAUCUUCGAGUAUUCAGAAAAGCUCAACAAAGGAUAACAGAAAAAGAUGAUCAAAUGAAAGGUACAGCAGAAGACCUUGUAGAUACAUUCUUUAAAGUUGAAGUUGAAAUGGAGAAGGAAGUCUGUCGUGAUCUGGUCUGCACUUCUUCCAAAGAUGAAGAAGGAUUCCUAAGGGACCUGUGCGAGGUGUUACUGUAUUUAUUGCUACCUCCUGGAGACUUCCAGAACAAGAUCAUGCGAUACUUUGUCAGGGAAAUCCUCGCCCGAGGAAUUCUUCUUCCAUUAAUAAACCAGCUCAGUGAUCCUGAUUAUAUUAAUCAGUAUGUCAUAUGGAUGAUUCGUGAUUCCAAUUGUAACUAUGAGGCCUUCAUGAAUGUCAUUAAAUUAAGUGACAAUGUAGGGGAGCUGGAAGCGGUAAGAGAUAAGGCUGGAGAAGAACUGCAAUAUCUUCGAUCCUUAGAUACAGCAGGAGAUGAUAUCAAUACGAUAAAAAAUCAAAUAAACAGCUUAUUGUAUGUUGUUAAAGUAUGUGAUUCAAGAAUACAGAGGUUGCAGUCAGGAAAAGAAAUAGAUACUGUGAAACUGGCAGCAAACUUUGGAAAACUUUGCACAGUCCCUCUGGACAACAUUCUGGUAGACAAUGUUGCACUACAAUUUUUUAUGGAUUACAUGCAGCAGACUGGAGGCCAAGCACAUCUCUUCUUCUGGAUGACAGUGGAAGGGUACAGGGUUACAGCACAGCAACAGCUGGAGGUGUUACUAAGCCGGCAGAGAGAUGGAAAACAUCAGACUAAUCAAACCAAAGGCCUAUUAAGAGCCGCUGCAGUUGGAAUUUAUGAGCAGUACUUAUCAGAGAAGGCAUCUCCAAGAGUUAAUAUUGAUGACUCCUUGGUAGCAAAACUGGCAGAAACAUUGAACCAUGAGGAACCAACACCUGAAAUCUUCGAUGACAUUCAGAGAAAGGUGUAUGAAUUGAUGCUGCGGGAUGAAAGAUUUUACCCUUCAUUCAAACAAAAUGUACUGUAUGUGCGCAUGUUAGCUGAACUGGAUAUGCUGAAGGACCCUAGUUUCAGAGGAUCAGAUGAUGGGGAAGGAGAAUCUUUUAAUGGGUCUCCUACAAGCAGCAUAAAUUUGUCCUUAGAUGAUCUUUCAAACGUCUCUUCUGAAGAGUCAGCACAACUACAUGCAUAUAUUUCAGAUACUGGAGUAUGCAACGACCAUGGCAAGACAUAUGCACUGUAUGCGAUCACUGUACAUCGGAGAAAUCCAACUAGUGAAGAGAUAUGGAAAACGUAUCGUCGCUACAGUGACUUCCAUGAUUUCCACAUGAGGAUAACUGAACAGUUUGAAAACCUAGCAAGUCUGUUGAAGCUUCCUGGUAAAAAGACAUUUAACAACAUGGACAGAGAAUUUUUAGAGAAGAGGAAAAAAGAUUUAAAUGCAUAUUUGCAGUUGUUGUUAAAUCCUGAAAUGAUUAAAGCUUCCCCAGCUUUAGCCCAUUGUGUGUAUGACUUUUUGGAGAAUAAAGCUUACAGCAAAGGAAAAGGAGAUUUUGCUCGAAAGAUGGACACAUUUGUAAAUCCACUGCGUAACUCCAUGAGAAAUGUUUCAAAUGCAGUCAAGUCCCUGCCUGACAGCCUGGCAGAGGGGAUGACCAAAAUGUCAGACAACAUGGGCAAAAUGUCAGAAAGAUUGGGACAAGACAUAAAGCAAUCAUUUUUCAAGGUGCCUCCUUUAAUGCAGAAAACUGAUUCAGAUCCUGAACACUGCCGUGUUGCAGCACAGCUUGAUGACAAUGUGGAUGACAAUAUUCCUCUUAGAGUAAUGCUGCUCCUUAUGGAUGAAGUCUUUGAUUUAAAGGAGAGAAAUCAGUGGUUAAGAAGAAAUAUAAAAAAUCUACUUCAACAGCUUAUUAGAGCAACAUAUGGAGACACGAUCAAUAGAAAAAUAGUUGAUCAUGUUGACUCGAUGACUUCUCCUGACCAAGUAGCAGAUGCAGUGAAACGCUUCAGAGAUGCCUUUUGGCCCAAUGGCAUUUUAGCAGAAACUGUUCCACGCAGAGACAAAGAUAUUAGAAUGCGAACGAGAGUGGCAGGGAAAACUAAACUCCUGGAGAUAAUGCCAGAUGAACUGAAGCACAUCAUAGGUGCUGAGACAACACGGAAAGGCAUUCUUCGCGUCUUUGAAAUGUUUCAGCAUACUCAACUAAAUAAGAGAAUGGUAUAUGUCUUUCUGGAGGGCUUCCUGGAAACCUUAUUUCCACAAUAUAAAUUCCAUGAGCUCUUCAGCAAACUGCAUUCACGGUCAGAGCAGAUGCAGAGAUACAAGCAGAGACUACAAUCUACUCAAGCGCCUUCCUUACAGAAAAGGUGACACUCCAAACUAUUAAGCUCCUGUUUGUUUGUCCAGGACUAGUGUCAUGGCCAUAUUCUCUGGGGCUUAAAACUCACUUGCUGUUGUUUCUGCACCAGUCUUUUAAUGUCACAUAUUAGAUUAUUAAUAUAUCCAUAAGACCUGUGGAUCUACUCAUCCUCACUUAUAUUGCAACCACUACCACAAGGGGAUUUGUGUCUCAAAUGAUUUGGUGCAUCUUCAUGCAACAUUGAGAAGAAUAUUGGCCAGUUAUGUAAGGAAUGUCAGUUUCUUCCAUUCCUGACUGAAUCGGUGUUUGCAAGCAAUGAAAAGUGCCAGACUAUAUUUGCUGAGGGCUAAGCAAAGCACAACUACAGUGACCAUGAGGGAUUUGACUAGUUUACCACUGGGAGAUUGUGCAAUGUGUGAGAAUCAGGUGGGGUUUGUUUUGCAUUAUGAUUGUGGGUCUUGAUCAACAUUCGUGUAAAGGUUGAGCUUUGGAAUAGAAGUCUUUGGAACAGCUGGUUUCUGGGAAAAAAAAAAAAAGUUACAGUAUGUCCCCAAGAGUACACUCACUAAGUAGAGGUUGAGAUAACAUGGCUUUUACACCUCAGUUAACUUCACCUUCGUUUAUUUUGAAAAAAUAAACUAACAUAUCUUGGUUGGUUUUGUUUUUCAGUGGUGCAAGGAAGAGGUGUAGUAGAAAAUAGACCCUUUAUUCUGAUGAAUUUGUAGCUUUAAGGGCCCUCUUCUGUUCUUAUGGCACAUGGCAUACAGAUUGCAUGCAAUUUAAAUGGAAAAGGGGCAUACAAAUUUUAUUGAAAUUGUGCAAUUGGUAUUAUUAUUGAAGCAUAUCUCAAGUAGGUUGGCAGUGACAGGGGAUGGGAUACAUGCUCCAAGAAAGAUAGACACCAAACUAAAAGAGUAGAUAUUUGCAAGUUACACACAACUUUUCCCCGUAAAACUAAGAAUUGUUUUUAAAAGCCCACUGUACUGUACUUCAUUUAAAAUA